CCGCCGCGGCAGCAUCCCCGAUCGAGGUCGUUCCGCUAGUAACCGAACGAUCCCAUUUCCCCUCUCUCUCCGCCGUCGAGGCAGAGAUGGCUGCUCCUCUCCGGCGUCAAGGCACCUCCCUUGCUCGCCUCGCUCAUGCGCGCUUCGUCUCCCUCUCGCAGACGAGAUCGCUCGCCUCGGACUCCCUCGUCGAGCUCAGGCCCGGCGAGAUCGGAACCGUUUCUGGCGUCCCUCAAGAACACCUCCGGCGCCGGGUCAUAAUAUAUUCACCAGCUCGGACUGCAACCCAGCAAGGUUCUGGAAAAGUUGGAAAGUGGAAGAUCAACUUUGUGUCGACCCAGAAGUGGGAGAAUCCAUUGAUGGGCUGGACAUCUACUGGGGAUCCCUAUGCAAAUGUAGGCGAUGCAGGUCUAACUUUUGACAGUGAAGAAGCUGCAAAAGCAUUUGCUGAGAAGUAUGGAUGGGAUUUUGUGGUAAAGAAGCAUCAUACUCCUCUUCUGAAGGUCAAAUCCUAUUCAGACAAUUUCAAGUGGAAGGGUCCGCCCAAAACCAAAACCGAGGAAGGUGGCAGAUCAUUUGAUUGAUGUGAGGAGAAAGAAAAAGUGAACAUCCCAUCUCUUUUAUCGUACUCCUCCGGUUUGCAAUAUCUCGUAUAUGUUCAAAACUAAAGCGUGCUAGUCUGAAGGCACAAAUCUAACAUUGUUUCUUUGCAAAUAAAAUAGAACUAAACUCGUUUACGUGUAACUUCUUGACAUUAUGCAUUGUGCAAGCGAAGGAGGAAUCAGACGCUGA
Musa acuminata AAA Group (dessert banana) is the source of this 792-nucleotide messenger RNA. RefSeq names its product NADH dehydrogenase [ubiquinone] iron-sulfur protein 4, mitochondrial. The transcript is spliced from 5 exons. Bases 87 to 584 code for a protein of 165 amino acids. The record is from RefSeq and is a predicted model, not a curated record. Lineage: Eukaryota; Viridiplantae; Streptophyta; Magnoliopsida; Zingiberales; Musaceae. Gene Ontology annotation, biological process: electron transport chain.